AUGAAUUUUGACCUCACCAAAAUUGUUAGACCCAAAAUUUUGAAUCUGAAGCCUUACCGUUGCGCCAGAGACGACUUUAAAGAGGGUAUUCUUCUAGAUGCCAAUGAAAAUCCACACGGGCCCACACUCAAAGAAGCAGAAAGCUGUGCGGGACUGAAUAGAUACCCAGACCCUCACCAGGUGGAAUUCAAGACCAAAAUUGCAGAUUUGAGAAAUACGCAGUCCAGUUUCAAGAGUGAAAAUCUGGACCCUCUGACUCCAGAAAACAUAUGUCUUGGUGUCGGAUCAGACGAGAGCAUCGAUGCUUUGAUACGUGCGUGCUGCGUUCCCGGAAAAGAGAAGAUCUUGGCGAUGCCUCCAACUUACGGCAUGUACUCGGUUUGCUCCGACAUAAAUGAUGUGGGCCUCGUUAAAGUGCCUUUAAUUGUCGAGGACAAUUCGUUUCAAAUGGAUCUACCCGCGGUGUUGGACACUCUAAACAAGGACCCCGAAAUUAAGCUGGUUUUCAUCACCUCGCCAGGAAACCCUACCGCUGCACUAGUGGAUCCCAAGAGUAUCGAGGCUCUAGCUUCUCAGUGGCAAUCUGGUAUCGUGGUCGUCGAUGAAGCGUACAUCGACUUCGCCGUCACUGGGGGGUCUGCAGCUCCUCUUGUCAAUAAGUAUCCAAAUGUGGCAGUACUGCAGACACUAUCCAAAUCGUUUGGUUUGGCAGGUGUCAGGCUUGGUUUGACGUUUGCGUCAAAGCCACUGGCAAAGGUUUUGAAUGCAAUGAAAGCUCCAUACAAUAUCUCAUCUUUGGCGUCAGAGAUUGCCCUACGCGCCAUGGAACCGGAAUCUAUCUUUAUCAUGAAAAACUCUGUACAAGAAGUUAUUGAGCAAAGAAGUCGUUUGUUGAAAGAUCUCACCUCCUUGAAGCAUGUCGCAGACACGCAAGUUGGUGGUCUAGAUGCCAAUUUCAUCAUGGUAAGAAUUCUGGGCCCCGAUAACAAACCCUGUAAUGAGCUUGCCAAGGUGCUUUAUCAUAAACUAGCUUCAGAAUCCAAAGUUGUCACCAGAUUUAGAGGCCUUGAGUAUGGGUGCGCUGGUUGUUUGAGGAUAACAGUUGGGACCAAAAAAGAAAAUGACUACCUGGUAAAAGAAUUUGCCAAGACUCUAGACAGCCUCGCGAGAUAA
This is a messenger RNA of Lachancea meyersii CBS 8951, 1173 nucleotides long. NCBI's taxonomy places the organism in Eukaryota, Fungi, Ascomycota, Saccharomycetes, Saccharomycetales, Saccharomycetaceae. The record is from the annotation of a GenBank genome assembly.